Molecule: messenger RNA, 4243 nt
Organism: Nerophis lumbriciformis (worm pipefish)
Lineage: Eukaryota; Metazoa; Chordata; Actinopteri; Syngnathiformes; Syngnathidae
Gene: stbd1
Product: starch binding domain 1
Cellular component (GO): membrane
Molecular function (GO): starch binding
Source: RefSeq, a predicted model, not a curated record
AUGAAUGAAACGUCGUGCCCCCCUGUGACGUCAUCAACCAAUGAGCUGCACCUGCAGCGGCAACAAGAGGCGUCCACGCCGUCGUCGCGCACGCACGCACGCACGCACUCCCGCCAGGCUCGCCCACGCCACGGACGCCAUCACGUCACAUCGUCACCCUUUAUCACCCAAACCGCCAUGGGCCUCACAGGCAGCGACGGCGUGGCCGUGGAAAGACGUGUCGACCUGGCGUCCCUCUUCUGCAUGAUCGGGCGGCACGGUCCGGCCGUGGCUCUGGCCGUGUUCGCCGUGGUGUCGGUGCUGGCGGGCUACGUCAUCUACCGAGCCGUGAGGAGGAGGAAGACCGAGGAAGAGAAGCACCUUCCCGCGGGGGGCGACGGGUCCGCGCAGGCCGGACUGGAGGCAGCGAGAUCCGCUGCUUCAACAGGAGUUACAGAUGACGACUUUCUGGACGUGAAACAAGAGGAUGAAGAAACUGAAACUCAACCCCAAGUCCGGCAACGCCGUGCUGCUGCUGAGAGGGACUCUUGGCUCUGUUCUCCCCCUCAGACUGACAUCCGAGCACCAGUCAGCCACCAUGAUACCUCACCCCACAUGCAAACUGUGCAGUCCUGGUCCAUGGAACCAUAUGUGAUCUUUGAGGAGCCAGGUCUGACCCUGCAAAGUGCGGUGGCGGAAGUACAGGAGGAGGAUGCUGAGGUCUGCUCCUCCGGUGCCAGAGUGGACGCCGUGAAGGAUGAAGAGAUUCCACGGAGCAGCUUGGUAGAACCACCUGAGAUCUGCCAUGAAGAGCAUGACCAACCACGCUGGGAUCUUGUCACAGAUGAGGGUAUUUCAAUGAAAAACUCCACACAAGAGGGAAACUUACAGCCUUUGAGUCAAGUUGUGUACAUGGAGGAACCCCUUGUCUUGGAGGAAUAUGUUGAUCAAGAUAAACAAGACAUUGGAUCUACGCCAGACACGGAAACCGUGGAACUGAACACGACACACACAAGCCUUGAAAAUGUCAAUCGCCACCAAAACAAUCUUCAAGAAGAGGAGAGAACAAACGAGGUCAUCCAGGCUAAAGAUUGUGAUGAAGGAGAUCACUCGAACAACACAGCUGUUCGCGUUGAUGCUCAGUCGGAAGAACAUUUGGAGCAAGAGGACCACAGCCUGGCAUGCAACCUAGAGACGGAUGUUCUUCAUGACGAACCUGUGGAGAGUUGUCCGAUUAGUGUCCACAGUGAAGACAAGCCAAGUGUCCCUAUCAUGGUUGAAGAACUUGUGGAUGAACUCGUGUCACGUAUCACCUCUGAUGCCUUGGGCUCUUUUCAUUACAAGUCAACAAAUGACCAACCACGGAAUGUAGAAGUUCCAACUUUGGAUGAAGAUGUUGAACCUCCAAUGCCAUCAGAUCAAAGUCAAAGUGUGACUGGAAUGACUGAAAGUGGUUCAACCACAGUGGAAGAUGAGGAACCGGUCGAACAUAUGUCCAAGCCUCAUGUUCUCGUCGAUGAUGAUCAACAAAGCGUCCAAGAGAUGAACCAGUUCGAACCUCCGAUGCCAUUGGCUCAAGUCCAAAACAUGAUUGAAAAUGAUUCAACCACAGUGGAAGAUGAGGAACCGGUUGAACAUAGGUCCAUACCCCAUGUUCUCGGCGAUGAUCAACAAAGCGUCCAAGAGAUGAACCAGUUUGAACCUCCGAUGACAUCGGCUCAAGUCCAAAUCAUGACUGAAAAUGGUUCAACCACAGUGGAAGAUGAGGAACUGGUUGAACAUAUGUCCAUACCCCAUGUUCUCGGCGAUGAUCAACAAAGCGUCCAAGAGAUGAACCAAUUUGAACCUCCGAUGACAUCGGCUGAAGUCGAAAACAUGAUUGAAAUGAUUGAAAAUGAUUCAACCACAGUGGAAGAUGAGGAACCGGUCGAACAUAUGUCAAAGCCCCAUGUUCUCGUCUAUGAUGAUCAACAAAGCGUCCAAGAGAUGAACCAGUUUGAACCUCCGAUGACAUCGGCUCAAGUCCAAAUCAUGACUGAAAAUGGUUCAACCACAGUAGAAGAUAAGGAACCGGUGGAACAUAGGUCCAUACCCCAUGUUCUCGGCGAUGAUCAACAAAGCGUCCAAGAGAUGAACCAGUUUGAACCUCCGAUGACAUCGGCUCAAGUCCAAAUCAUGACUGAAAAUGGUUCAACCACAGUAGAAGAUAAGGAACCGGUGGAACAUGCGUCCAAACCCCAUGUUGUCGUCUAUGAUGAUCAAGAGGCAAACCAGUUUGAGCCACCGGCUGAAGUCCAAAACAUGAUUGAAAAUGAUUCAACCACAGAAGUUAAGGAACCGGUCGAACAUAUGUUCAAACCCCAUAUCUGCCCAAGUGCCCAAGAGAUUAACAAUGUAAGCAUCAUUGACACAAUUACUGAAACUGAUCCCUCCAUUCAGGAUCUGAGGGUUGACUCUGCAGUCGAUACAGAUGCUACAGACCAAACCUUCCACAAGGGCAUCUCCUCUCAAGACCAACAAGAUGUCCAAAUUGAAGAUUUUUCCUUUGUCGUCAUUGAUCCUUCUCCUGAAAUGACCCUACCGCUCUUCAUGCCAAGCGAUCUGAGGUACGACGACAUGACAUGCGGUGUCGGUGAGGAGAGCGGAAUUUCCAGCAUGGCCGUCAGCCCUGAACUAACUGACCCUGGGAAUCACUUCAGUGCCAUGGAGCUUCCGGUGAUGGAUCAGGAACCACCCAUGAAGGAGAAACCGGAGACUCCAACUAGCCUCUUUGCCGACAAUGCAAGUCUGUCAGUAAUGGGGGAAGUGGAAGCGGCAAUGGGGUUUGAGCCUCAACCAGAUCCGCUGUCAGACCGUUCUGAUCGUGACUCAUUUACGGUAAACCAGGUUGGAGACCAAAGAGUAGAGAUGAGAAGUGAUGAGCAGGAUGUGAAAGUACCAGAAAGUGUUAAGGAGAAAAGGGAUUGUGCAGAAAAUAAAGAAACCGAAAAAGAUGAGACCUUUGCAAAGACUGAAAUAAAUAUCAUGGAGGCCACUAUGGACCAUAACGAGUGGAUCACGGAUAGUAACCAACAUCUUCCCUGGAUGAACCUCACACUGCCGUCUUUUGGCCAGCAUCACACUGAAGAACCAAAGUACACCGAUUCAGAGCCCCCAUGUGAAGUCCAACAAACCCACGUUCUUCAUGAAAACCUGGGAAGUAGGAACGUCAGCGUGACCUUCCGUGUCCACUACCUCACCCAGUCGCCCUUCCAGAAGUUGGCCGUCACAGGAAACCGGCCGGAGCUGGGAAACUGGAAGGGGUACGUCCCUCUCGAGAGCGCCGAGGACGGACACUGGGCGGCCGCGGUGAGUCUUCCCGCCAAGAGCCUCGCGCAGUGGAAGUUUGUGGUGGUGGACCAGGGGGAGGUCCGUCGCUGGGAAGAAUGCGGCAACAGACUGCUCGAUACUACGGGAUGCGGCGAAGAUGUGCUCGUGCAUAAAUUUUGGGGUUUUCUGUGAGGGGCGGUUGUAGGUCAUGAGGUGUGUUGGGUACUAUUUUAACGCAGGGCUUUUUUCUUCUCCAGUAUCCUCGUGAUUUAUUGUUUUUAAUUAUGAAAUGGUGGGAAAUGGCAGGUUAGACACUUUGGGAAGCAAAUAGGUUCAUACUCAGACGUUAGACAGAAUGCAUUAAGUUCUAUAAAUAUAUUUCACAUUGGUGUGUUCCGACUGAACUGUUAGAUGUCACCUGACAGUGUUUGUAACUUAGCACCAGUCGGAUUGUUCUGACUUCCAACUCACGGAUUGUGUCACUCGCGUCCAGAACAAUAUUAAAACACCCGUUAAUUCACAAUUGGCACUUUUGUUUAACUGGGCGAGCUACAACUUAGAUGUUCAAUUGGUGUAGAAACUGCAAUACUGUUUUUUUCAUGAUUCUGCUGAUAUCCAUUCAGUGUGUGCAUACAUACAUACAUACAUACAUACAUGCACGCACUUGACUCACAGCAAUAAUCAAAGCAAUAACGACUAUCAAUAGCCAGAUAUUGUUGCAAACUACAAGUGUGAUUCUGCGGUUUUUCCCUGUGUGCAUGUAACAGUCUCACUUCAUCCAGUGCCUUUUAUAAGACUUAUCAAAUGUUUUUUAAAAUCUAUAUUCUCAAAAUGGUAUCUUAUUAUGCAAUCUUGUGAUGUUAAUGCUGGAUGUAUGUAUUGCAAAUAAAUUGUCAGUCAUAAGUGGAAUAUAUGUCGCAUAUGAAUACAUUUAAUAAAGGCCAGUUAAUUACAA